Molecule: messenger RNA, 900 nt
Organism: Nestor notabilis (Kea)
Lineage: Eukaryota; Metazoa; Chordata; Aves; Psittaciformes; Psittacidae
Product: arylsulfatase G-like
Exons: 7
Molecular function (GO): arylsulfatase activity
Source: RefSeq, a predicted model, not a curated record
AUGGGGACCCCAUGGGCAGUGCUGGUGCUGGCCAUGGCGCUGGUGGGGCUCUGGGCUCCCUGUGCCUCGUACAAGCAGCCCAACUUCAUCGUCAUCCUGGCGGAUGAUGUGGGCUGGGGGGAUCUGGGAGCCAACUGGGCAGAGACGAAGGAGACCCCACAUUUGGAUGAAUUGGCUGCCGAAGGGACAAGGUUCGUGGAUUUCCACUCGGCUGCAUCCACGUGCUCCCCAUCCCGCGCCUCGCUGCUCACGGGGCGCCUUGGAGCACGCAAUGGGGUGACCCACAACUUCGCCAUCACCUCGGUCGGUGGCCUCCCCCUGAAUGAGACCACCCUGGCCGAGGUCCUGCGGGGAGCUGGGUACAGCACGGGGGCUAUAGGCAAAUGGCACCUGGGACACCACGGCCACCAUCACCCCAGCUUCCGCGGCUUCGACUACUAUUUUGGGAUCCCCUAUAGCCAUGACAUGGGCUGCACGGACACCCCUGGCUACAACCUGCCGCCCUGCCCGCCCUGCCCGCGGCACGGCUCCAUUGCCAGGGAGGCGAGGAAGGACUGUUACAGGGAGGUCGCCCUUCCUCUCUUUGAGAACAUCACCAUCAUCCAGCAGCCCGUCAACCUCAGCAGCCUGGCAGCGCGCUAUGCGGAGGAGGCCACGGGGUUCAUCCAUAGGGCAAGCGACAGCGGACGCCCCUUCUUCCUCUACCUGGCGCUGGCCCAUAUGCACGUCCCUUUGGGGGUCCCCCCUUCGCCCCCCACCUCGGGCAUCUACGGAGCCUCCCUGAGCGAGAUGGAUGCUCUGGUGGGACAGAUAAAGCGGGUCGCUGACAGCCAUGGGAAGGGCAACACGCUCCUGUGGUUCACAGGUGACAAUGGCCCUUGGGCACAGAAGUGUGAGCUG